This is a messenger RNA of Orycteropus afer afer, 2312 nucleotides long. The record is from RefSeq and is a predicted model, not a curated record. NCBI's taxonomy places the organism in Eukaryota, Metazoa, Chordata, Mammalia, Tubulidentata, Orycteropodidae.
AAUCAGUUUAGACUUGAAAAACAAUUUUUCCUCUGAAACUGAUCAGAAGGUAGUGACUAUCUAGAUUAACCUGCCUGUUUUUUGUCAGGAAUCCAUUUUGCAGCUUUUAUGGUUUUGUAGAAUGUGACAGUUUUCAAAGUUGUUCUUCAAAAGGCGGAAAGAGUUGCAGCUUCUUCCUAGUAGCAGAAAUUUUAUAGUUUCAUUCAAUGCCUAACGUGGAAACAGAAAGGUCAAAUGAUUCUGAAAAUGGUCAGCACAAACCUGAAAGAAAGUCUCCUGAAGAGAAUCUACAAGAUGCUGUAAAAUCUUUCUGCACAAGUGGCUCAGGAGCACCCUUGGGUCCUAAAGGAGAUGGUCAUUAUCCAUGGAGUUGUCCAGUGACUCAUACUCGUGAAAAAAUUUAUGCUAUCUGUUCAGAUUAUGCCUUUCUCAACCAGGCAACCUCAGUCUAUAAAACUCCAAAUCCAGCACACUCUUCUUGCCUCCAUGAUAGUACCUCCCUAUCUGUUGGAAAUAAUUCAUCAAGAUAUAUUAGCAUCCCGACUAGUGCAUCAGAAAUAAUCUAUAAUGAAGAAAAUAGCCUGGAAAACUUAUCCAGUAGCCUGGGCAAGCUACCUCUUGCCUGGGAAAUUGACAAAUCUGAAUUUGAUGAGGUGACCACAAAUUUGAAACAUAAAUCAGGCAGUGUAAAGAAACAAGUUUGUAAGAAAAAAACUUCAGAUAAAAAAGGAAGACAUCAGAGAGAGUGUCUUCAGCAUUUUCCUCUUGAAGAUAUUAAGCAGCGGAAAGUAUUAGACCUCAGACGAUGGUAUUGCAUAAGCCGGCCACAAUAUAAGACUUCUUGUGGUAUCUCCUCAUUAAUUUCUUGUUGGAAUUUCUUAUAUAGCACAAUGGGAGCUGGAAAUCUUCCACCUAUUACCCAAGAAGAGGCUUUACAUAUUUUGGGUUUUCAACCCCCAUUUGAAGAUAUUAGGUUUGGCCCUUUCACUGGAAAUACAACACUUAUGAGAUGGUUUCGACAAAUUAAUGACCACUUCCACGUGAAAGGAUGUUCUUAUGUUCUAUAUAAACCUCAUGGGAAGAACAAAACAGCUGGAGAGACCGCUUCAGGGGCCUUGUCAAAGUUAACACAUGGAUUGAAAGAUGAAUCGCUGGCUUAUAUCUAUCAUUGCCAAAAUCAUUAUUUUUGUCCAAUUGGGUUUGAAGCAACCCCUGUUAAAGCUAAUAAAGCAUUCAGCAGGGGUCCCCUCUCAUCACAAGAAGUAGAAUACUGGAUCUUAAUUGGAGAAUCAAGUAGAAAACAUCCUGCUAUUCAUUGUAAAAAAUGGGCAGAUAUUGUUACUGAUCUAAACACUCAAAAUCCUGAAUAUCUGGAUAUCCGGCACUUGGAGAGGGGACUGCAGUAUCGAAAAACAAAGAAGGUUGGGGGAAACUUGCAUUGCAUCAUAGCAUUCCAGAGACUUAAUUGGCAAAGAUUUGGCCUUUGGAACUUUCCUUUUGGAACGAUUAGACAAGAAUCACAACCUCUACCAUAUGCCCAGGGAAUUGCCAAAUCUGAGAGUGAAGACAAUAUCUCCAAGAAGCAGCAUGGGCGUCUGGGCCGGUCUUUCAGUGCUAGUUUCCAUCAGGAUUCAUCAUGGAAAAAGAUGUCUAGUAUCCAUGAGAGAAGGAACAGUGGCUACCAGGGUUAUGGUGAUUAUGAUGGGAAUGAUUGACUAUGCUGGGUACUGAACAAUUGGUAUAUAAAACUUGUAUGUACAACUGGUAUAUUACAGCUGUAUCAAGAUUGUAAGAGAUCUUAUUAAGUAUACAUUAAAUAUGAAUAGAUCUUGUGAUACAAAUAUAACCUUAUAGUUCUCCAGUAAAUAAGCUUAUAUAUGAUUAUGAUGGAUGAUCUCAGAUGUAUGAGCAGAUAAGCACAGAUUAUUGUCCUUUUAAAGUUAAGGGUAUAAACAAUCAGGAUAAAAAGUUUCACAAAAUCCAAUUAAAUUAUGACUGCUAUUUAAAAUAAGUCAAACACAAACUUAGUAGUAUCAAGAUGUGAAAUACUUAAGCAUGACAUGAUUACAUUCCCUAGACUGUUUUACUCUUAAGAUCAAAAUGUUAAAGUACAGUCUGCCCUUUUGAAAAAAGUUGGGAUUAUCAAUUUCUAGUAUCUUUUCUUAUGGUAAAAAAGCCCAUUUAAAAUUGUUUAGUAGGCCUAGUGGAUAUUUUACAUGUAGUAGUAUUUUGGCUGCUUCAUUGAUUUGCUGGUUAGCUUUCUUAGGAUUCUCAAUUAAGAGGUAAAAGAAAAAAGACUCAAGAAACUAAUC